This is a messenger RNA of Marasmius oreades (fairy-ring Marasmius), 237 nucleotides long. RefSeq lists its product as uncharacterized. Lineage: Eukaryota; Fungi; Basidiomycota; Agaricomycetes; Agaricales; Marasmiaceae. The record is from RefSeq and is a predicted model, not a curated record. The transcript has 2 exons. The coding region runs from base 1 to 237 and encodes 78 amino acids.
AUGCUACUCCUCCUGAACUCCCUCGCCAAAUACUUCAGUCUAGUCCCCGACCGAACCGAAACGAUACUUUUGAUUGCUGUUUACAUCAACUUCGACCUCGAGAACUCGAAAUCCACCGAAAUCACCCAUCUUUCAAAUACCACCGUCCCCAAACCGUCCCACGACUACGAUCCAGUCCAGAUGUUUCGAUACGAGACGGAGCUUCCAAUUUUCUACAUGUCAUGUUCAAAUUACUAA